UUUUUUUCUCCUUACAAGAUUUGGAAAGGGCAACCCCACUACGUAACGAACAGACGAACGUAAAGAAACACACCAACAACAACAACAACGAACAUCAUGGCCAUUAUCCAGGUUCCAGACGAGUACGGCUACGUCCUCGGUGCCGCCGUCUCCACCUUCUUCAUCGGCAUCUGGCUCGGCGCGCGCGUAGGCUCCUUCCGCAAAGCAGCCAAGAUCCCGUACCCCUUCGAAUACGCGUCGUACGAACAAGUCCAGACGGCCGCUCCGGCCUCCAAAUCCGCCAUGCUCGCCUUCAACGCCGCUCAGCGCGCUCACCAAAACUUUGGCGAGAGCCAUCCUACCGCCCUCGCCGCUAUGCUCAUUUCGGGUCUGAGAUUCCCAUCGGCGACGGCCGCGCUCGGCCUCACGUGGAGUGUUAAUCGUAUCUUUUAUUCGGUGGGAUAUACGAGGAGUGCCGAGCAGGGCGGUACGGGCAGGUAUUAUGGUGCUGCGGGUAUUAUAGCCCACUAUGUUUUGGUGCUCAUGAGUACCAAGGCGGCGUAUGAUUUGAUCAUGGCGUAGAUGCUGCAGAAGAGGCGUCUUUUUCAGGCUAGGGAUAGUUAUACAUAGAGUAUACCACUAUUGGUUUUUUUCUUCCUUGAUGAUGAAUACAUCUGCCAUCAUGAAAGUUGAUAUU
This is a messenger RNA of Bipolaris maydis ATCC 48331, 676 nucleotides long. RefSeq lists its product as uncharacterized. Gene Ontology annotation, cellular component: nuclear envelope; endoplasmic reticulum; membrane. Lineage: Eukaryota; Fungi; Ascomycota; Dothideomycetes; Pleosporales; Pleosporaceae. Gene Ontology annotation, molecular function: glutathione peroxidase activity; glutathione transferase activity. The record is from RefSeq and is a predicted model, not a curated record.